Drosophila grimshawi is the source of this 734-nucleotide messenger RNA. RefSeq lists its product as uncharacterized. Gene Ontology annotation, biological process: tRNA 5'-leader removal. The record is from RefSeq and is a predicted model, not a curated record. Gene Ontology annotation, molecular function: ribonuclease P RNA binding. The coding region runs from base 209 to 646 and encodes 145 amino acids. Gene Ontology annotation, cellular component: ribonuclease P complex. NCBI's taxonomy places the organism in Eukaryota, Metazoa, Arthropoda, Insecta, Diptera, Drosophilidae. The transcript has 4 exons.
AUUUGCGGAGCUUAUACCGGUUUCUCGAAGAUCUCCAGCAAUCUGUGGUGAAUAGCCGGAAUGAGUUGCUCAAGGCCAUUUGCUUUUCACGAUCAAGUCGUUUAAAUAGCCAUCAACAUUGCCAAUCACAAAUACAAGCGAACUCUUUCCAACAGUCUGGCAACACCACAGAGCAACCAGCUUUUAUUUAUUGUGGUUUUUGUUUACAAUGGUUCGCAUUAAAAAUCGAUACAUUGCUGUGCAGAUUGUGCCAUAUGCGCCGGUGAAAACACUGCGGCUCAACGACCACACUUUGACCAAAUGCCUGCUGCAAAAUGUAGAGAAAUAUUACGGCGUGUUCGGAUUGGGACUCUUGGAGCACGGUUUCCGUGUGAAGUACUGCAAUGAGCGAACGAAAAUUGCAAUCAUACGCUGCCUGCAUCGCGGACAGCGCUACGUAUCCAGCAUAUUGCCCCUGAUAACGUUGAUUGGCGAUGUGCGCGGCAAGUUUCGCACUCUUUACACGGGCGCAACAAUCAUCCAGUGCAAUAAGUUUAUCAUCAGGCAUCAGCGACAGUUUCUGGAUCGCAUGAUGGGCCAAGUGGCAUCGGCCAAGGAGCGUCAGGAUCUCUUCAAGCGCGUCAUGGAGUUCGACAUGGACAGAUAGAUUAUAAUUUUUGCAAAAGGAUUUACUUUUAUACUUAAGCAUGUAGUAUAUAGUUUUUUUGUACAAUAAAUGUUUGUUUCCAAUUCGA